Megalops cyprinoides (Indo-Pacific tarpon) is the source of this 1321-nucleotide messenger RNA. RefSeq names its product nuclear factor of kappa light polypeptide gene enhancer in B-cells inhibitor-like 1 (gene nfkbil1). Lineage: Eukaryota; Metazoa; Chordata; Actinopteri; Elopiformes; Megalopidae. The coding region runs from base 123 to 1211 and encodes 362 amino acids. Gene Ontology annotation, molecular function: protein binding. The transcript is spliced from 4 exons. Gene Ontology annotation, biological process: canonical NF-kappaB signal transduction. The record is from RefSeq and is a predicted model, not a curated record.
AUGUUGCUUGUGUUUCAGAAAUGUAGUUAUAACUACCACGUUAGCAAGUUGGCUAGAGCUGUAUCUGAUCAGUAGUGUGGCGGUCAUUAUGUAGCUAAUAUUAGUUUGGUUAGCCACCAGAGAUGGUGUCUCGAAAGCAGAGGCGCGUUUUGCGGUACGUGGAGGAGGGGAGUCUGUCGAAGCUCAGGUCCUACUUGCGCAAACACCCAGACGUGGACAUAAACUUCUCGGAGGGGAAGAAGCAGAGAGGCCCGCUGCACCUCGCCUGCGCGCUGGGGGACGACGCGAUUCUCCGUCUGCUGCUGAAGAGUGGAGCGGACCCUCUCCAGAGGGACCGAAAGGGGAACACGCCUUUGCACCUGGCCAUCAACCGGGCUCUCAAACACGGCAAACGUGUUUACGAUGACCUGGUGGUUCCCCUUCGGAAGAGUUGUCCCAUCGCCAUGGAUACAGCAAAUAAGGCUGGAAUAACACCUCAAGAUCUGCUGCAGUGGAUGAGAGAUGAGCAGUUUCAGGAACCGCCAGCAGAGGGUAGCGCCUCAACCACAGCCGACCGUGAAAGAGAGUGGAGGGACAAGCUCCUCGGCGAAUGCCAGGACGAGUUCUAUGAGACUUUUGGACAGUAUGAUGACGAUGAUUUCCUGCAGGACGACGCGGCGGAGGAUUUUGGCGACUGGGCAGACCGGAUCCGGCAGGAGUACCUGGGGAAGCAGCGGGCCCGGGCGCAGCAGCAAGCGCCCGCGGCGUCGGGGGGGAGGAAGAGGAGGAGGCAGGAGACGGAGGAGGAGGAGCGCAGCCGGCGGGAGCUGCUGGCCCGGCUAGAGAGGGAGCACGCCGAGUACCUGGCGCGGGCGGCGAGGAAGGAGGAGGAGACACGUCUGAGCAAGAAGCGGCGGUACGAGGAGAGGUGCGCUGCCACCUUCCGUGGAGACUCCGGCUCCGGCUCCUCACGGCUGGGCUACGCCGACAUCCCCUGGCCGGCACCCCGUGGCUCCGUGCAGGAGAUGGUGGAGGUGAUCCUGCACGGCGCAGACCGCACGGACCUGCCCGCCUUCCGGAAGCUUCUGCGGCGCCACCAGGCCAUGUGGCACCCCGACAAGUUUGCCCAGCGCUGCGGCGGCCGGCUGGAGGAGGGAGACCGGCAGAGGAUCCUGGACACGGUCACUGCGCUCUCGCAGGAGCUCAACAGGCUGGCCCAGAGCAUCAGGUGACACACCCACAGGACCAGCUUCCUGUAGAAGGACUGCGCACAGCAGCCAGUCCCCAGACUCCACUCCUGGAGGCCUGGAGACUGACCAUUGGUCAGAAUCCUGACCCCUAA